This is a messenger RNA of Talaromyces stipitatus ATCC 10500, 1050 nucleotides long. RefSeq lists its product as uncharacterized. The transcript is spliced from 3 exons. Bases 1 to 1050 code for a protein of 349 amino acids. The record is from RefSeq and is a predicted model, not a curated record. NCBI's taxonomy places the organism in Eukaryota, Fungi, Ascomycota, Eurotiomycetes, Eurotiales, Trichocomaceae.
AUGUCUCCGAUCAAGCUUCUUCUUACUGGCGCUACUGGGUAUAUCGGAGGAACUGUUCUCACGCAGCUCCUCAACUCAAGCAUCCCGGAAAUCAAGGAGCUGUCAAUCUCCGUCCUAAUCAGAAAACCAGAACAAGCCGAACUCUACGCUUCGAAAGGUGUUAACCUAAUCACCUUCGACGGUCUGGAAGACGUAGAGUGUCUACGACGGGUAGCCGGCGAGCACGAUAUUAUUCUUCAUGCCGCAGACUCAACAAAUCCUUCCGCUGCCGAAGCGUUGACAUUAGGGCUUGCAGAUACUCAAGGGAGCACCAAGAAAUACUUUAUACACACCAGUGGAACUUCCAGCCUCGGAGACCGACCUGUCACCGAACAGCUUAUCGAGAAUAGGGAAUUUUCCGAUAAGAAUGACGAUAUAUACAGCUACUUGAAACAACGCGAAGCCGUUGAAUCAUAUGCCCAACGGGCCACGGAUAUCAAAACCGUUGAAGUCGGUGAGAAGGUUCCCGGCGUUGACACCCUCAUCAUCAAAGCGCCUAUAAUACACGGCAGAGGGACGGGUUUCUUCAAUCAAAAAUCCUUCCAUAUCCCAGUUCUCAUCAAAGGUGCAGUUGCCGCUGGCCACGCUCAGUAUGUGGGUGACGGUGCAGGUAUAUGGGAUUAUGUUCAUGUGGUCGAUCUAGCUGAACUUUUCGAGCUUUUAGUGGCUAAGAUCUUGAAGAAUGAUACUAAAGGUUUAUUAACGGGGAGGAAGGGGAUAUACUUUGCAGGCACUUUGAGACAUUCUUGGAAGGAGUUAGCUGAGAGUAUAGCCCAGCACUGCUAUGAAGCCGGCCGUCUGGAAUCGCCGACACCACAAUCAAUUAGCCUUCAGAAAGCUGCGGACAUAUAUACCGGAGGAGACGAGCAUAUAGCGGAGGUAGGAUUGGCGUCUAACUCCCUCACAGUUGCCGAUCUGGCUCGUGAGAUUGGAUGGACGCCGAAGAUGAAAGAGACGGACUUUCAGCAGAGUCUCUUGGAUGACAUUAAUCUUUUAUUUGGUUCUGCAUAG